UCUUGACAAGAUGGCGUAUGCGGUUGUUUUGCCGCAGGGACACUGAACAAAUUAUACAAUUUCUCGUGUAAAUUCGUCGACAUCGCAGUAGCAUAACUGUUAAAAAAAGUGUUUUGUUAGACGCGCAAAGCCAGUGGAUAUCUACCAUGAAAGGGAAAGAGCGGUCGCCGGUGAAAAAGCGUUCAAGGGCCUUGGAUGAUAUACGAGACAGGGGAGGAAGCCACCCGACCAGUAAGAAAAUGGGGGUUAUCUCGAUUUCUGGCGGUGGGAGCAACAACGGCAAUAGUUCUUCUAAAAGCGAAGGAGGUUCUGCACGACGGGGGCUGAUCGGAGACAAAAGAGAUGGAAGGGAUUUUGACGGACAUGUCUCCAGUCGGACUGGAAAUAACCACGGUUACACCAGCCCUGUUGCAAGCUCGAGCGGUAAAAAUCAUGCGUCGAGCUUGUCCUUAGAGGCGGCCGCGCGCACCAACUCGCGUGGAGAAUCGCGCGCCCCGCUUCCCACCAACGAAAGUGAGUACAAAACUUUAAAAAUCAGCGAGCUCGGCUCCCAGCUGAGCGACGAGGAAAUCGAGGACGGCCUUUUCCACGAAUUCAAAAAAUUUGGUGAUGUGAGUGUUAAAAUUAGCCGAGUCAACGACGAGAGAAUCGCAUUCGUCAACUUUAGGAGACCGGAUGAUGCCAGGGCGGCAAAGCACGCGCGAGGCCGGCUGGUGCUGUAUGACCGUCCUUUGAAAAUUGAGGCUGUCUACUUGAAUAGGCGGAGAAGCCGCUCUCCGGUAGAUAAGGACCAUUUCUCUGUCGUAGCAGGCCAUAGACAUUUGCAUACCCAGAGGCCGCUCUCUCCAACCGGUCUGGGUUACAGAGACUACCGGUUACAGCAGCUAGCGCUGGGUCGGCUUCCUCCUCCCCCACCCCCUCCCUUACCCAGAGAGCUUGAAAGAGAAAGAGAAUUUGCCUUUUAUGAAGCGAGGGCGCGGCCCGCGUACAUCGCAGAGCGAGCCGCUCCUUUCCGCGAGGAGGACUUCAUCUCUCCAGAGGACGACCAGAGAGCCAACCGCACACUAUUUCUGGGUAAUUUGGAUAUUACUGUGACUGAAAAUGAUUUGAGGAGGGCUUUUGAACGAUUUGGGACCAUCACUGAGGUGGACAUAAAAAGACCCUCUCGGGGCCAGAGCAGCACCUAUGGCUUUCUUAAAUUUGAGAACUUGGACAUGGCCCAUAGAGCAAAAAUUAGCAUGUCUGGGAAAGUAGUGGGCCGAAACCCCAUAAAAAUUGGCUAUGGCAAAGCCACCCCCACCACACGCCUCUGGGUGGGCGGUCUUGGACCUUGGGUGCCUCUGACUGCUUUAGCCAGGGAAUUUGACCGCUUUGGCACUAUUAGGACUAUAGACUACAGAAAAGGGGACACCUGGGCUUAUAUUCAGUAUGAAAGCCUGGAUGCCGCUCAGGCAGCCUGCACACACAUGCGUGGAUUUCCUCUCGGUGGUCCCGACAGGAGGCUCAGGGUGGACUUCGCUGACACAGAGCACCGCUACCAGCAGCAGUUCUUGCAGCCCCUCCCUUUGCAACACUAUGAAAUUGUGGCUGAGUCUUUUGUCCAUCGCGCCACCCCCGAGGCCAUCAGGGUCCGAGAACGGACUCCCCCACCACUGCACUUCAGAGAACGAGAACUGUAUGCCGGGGCUGAAUGGCCUGCCCCUGCUAUUCGUGAACGUGUACGAACUCCUGCAUUUGAGCCCCUUGAACAUUUGGAGCGUGAACGACGGCGAGAGGCGUGGUCAUUGGAGCGGGAGCUACCGGCCAGGGACGCUGCACGCAAACGACGGCUCAUGGAGGAUGGGAGACAUCUGGAGUGUUCGCCUGACAGCAGCAGCGAGUGGGCGGCCCGACGUCGCAGACCGCCGUCCCUUGAAGGCAGCCCGGGUGGGAGCAGCCGAGACGGACGAUUCAGCGACUCAGAGCGGCCAGCGAGAGCGGACCGGGUGUCCCCUGCACGAGAGAGCCGCAGCAGCCUGGACCGAGCCCCUGGUGAGAAACGCAUGAAAGGCAGCAGCCUCUCAGAAUCCGGUGUCGGCGCAAGUCCAGCGGAAAGAAAACGCAAGGCAGGUGAUUCAGCCAAAGGCGCCUCCAAGAGGGACAGAUCCGAGAACAGCUCCAAAAGCAGCCAGGCUUCAAAGCAGGAUGCAGGGGGCAAGCUGAGCAUGGCCUGGAAUGGCAUGCUGCUCCUAAAGAACAGUAACUUCCCAGCCAGCAUGCAUCUCCUGGAGGGGGACCUGAACGUCGCCACCAGUCUCCUUAUCGACGGCAGCACGGGCGGCAAAGUCACUCAGCUGCGCAUCACGCAACGCCUUCGCCUCGACCAGCCCAAGAUCGACGAAGUGUCUCGCCGCAUCAAAGUCGCAGGCCCGGGUGGGUAUGCGGUUCUACUGGCAGUUCCAGGCAGCACAGAGGAGACUUCGUCUUCGGACCCAGCAGCAUCGACGCAGAGGCCCCUGCGCAACUUGGUUUCGUACCUGAAGCAAAAGCAGGCCGCCGGGGUCAUCAGUUUACCCGUCGGGGGCAGUAGAGAUAAGGACAACACUGGGGUCCUGCACGCAUUUCCACCUUGUGAUUUCUCUCAGCAGUUCUUAGAUUCCUCUGCGAAAGCUCUUGCCAAAACGGAAGAGGACUUCCUGGUCAUGAUCAUUGUGCGAGGAGCAUCCUAACAAUCAUAUUAUACACUAAAGUAUUGUUAAAUGCAAGCUUCUCUUAAUGUCUCUUAAUUGCAUGCUCUCUAAAGCAGAAGUGGUACUAGAGUAAAGGGCAAAUGUUAUUACCUGCUCUGCCAAACAUGUACAAAAAAAAAAAAAAAGAGAGAGAAAAAGGCCCAUUCGUAUAGCAAAGUUUAGCUCUAUAGCAAUAUAUUUGUUUUCCAUUGCAAUUUAUUCAGAUGUCUAGUUUGUGAUAAGUUGUACCCUGCGUAAAAGAAUGAAUGAUAUUGGGCAUAUUAGAAUAGAAAUUUAAUUUGCUAUUGGUCAUUAAACACUGUCUAGUUACAAUACUUCCCAUCAACAUGUAUUUCAGUCAGAUUCCAGACAGUUAUCCCUGUACAAAAUCAUUUCUGUGUUCAUUCAUGUUCAUGGUUAUCAAUUGAUCCGAUUUAAUGGGAACCUGGUUUGUGUGUCUUGAUGCUUUGAACAAUCAUUCAGUAAAGGGGAGUGUAAAAUAGGGUAUAUAGUGUUGUAGGCAACUAAAACCGGCAGAAUAUUUUGCUCAGUGAACUGCAUGUUAAUGCUAGAGUUCUACUGUAAGCUGUUGCAGAGGUUUAAUAUACAAAGAUGUAGCCAAAAAUGUCAUCAGUGUUAUAUUGAUUGAAGCAGCCUGCGUUUUAACACCCCUUAUCACAUUAAAAAUAAUUUGUGAACAUAUUUUGAUUAUAAAAGUAGGUAAUUCUAAGCCCUCCUUAGACCAAAGCAUAACGUCAAGCAUCAAAUUUUGUGUUUAAAGAAGAAAAAGGUAUUUCACACAUACUGUUUUUUUUUUUUUUUAUGUUUUUGGCUUACAUUUGAAAGGUUUUGAAUGAAGCAUGAUUCCGGUUUCAAAGUGAGAUUGUGUUAAAUUAUGAUGGGUGUCCGAUAAUUAAUUUGAUUGCAUAAUGUGAUUUUAAUUUUAUUUUCCCCAUAGGACUGUCAUAAUUUUCCAGAUAAAUCCUCUUUACAGUGAAAUUGUUAAUACUGGUAUUCUUAUAAAGGUCUCUUUAUAAAGAUACAAAAGCAGACAUUUCAAAUCAUCAAUGUUAUAAGUGCAUGUGGCCUAUAAUGUAAAAUUUUGUCAUUGUCACCUAUAAUUUGCUAAAUAUGCCAUGUGGAUAGCACUGAGAAUUUAAAGAAAUGAAGCCCACAUAUUUGUACAAAAACAGAGACUUGAUGCCCUAAUAAUUUGGUCCUAUGUUUUAUUUCAUUGACAUACCUUCAGUUGACAAUAUAGACGUACAUUUAAGUAUGUUUAUUGUUUAACAGCCAUUUAUGUUUGAAAUAUUACACACUGUUGUGGUUCUUAGGUGUUUGCAUUGUUCAAAUGGUUUUAAAAUGACAGUCUAUACUUUUCUCUGAAAUCCUGAAGAAGUAGAAAUUUGUGUUCUUAGUCUGUUUAGCUAAUUGCAGUGUACUGAUCUGAUGCAUAACUAACAUCUUUUCAUGUAUGACUUUUCUAUUCUUCACACUAAAUUGUGUUUUAAAAGUUGAUCGAUUGGUGAUUUCAUGAUAUAACAGCUCUUUGUGUACACGAUUAAAUGGACAUACUUGUACGUUCAGUCCCGGCCACACAGGACAGGACAGCAAAUGGACCAUUCCACAAGUGGACUUCACAUGGCUGGAAGCAGAAAUAAUUGUUUGAAAUGAUUCAGGAGCCCUUUGGAUGCACAGGGGCAAGAGCUUUCCAUUUAGUGUUAGUGUACUCUCACUGAGAGCAUCUACCUGCUUGUGUAAUUGUUUUUUUUUCUUUUUCUUUUUUUUUCUCGUGCUUACAAUUCCCAUAUUUAAACGGAAAUAAUGACACUCUUGAUUUGUGCUGUGUUUACCUAAUUUCUUGAUUGGGGAGAAAGAGGAAGCGUCACUCACUCCUUGCACAGCUCUUGACGUGGCUGUUUGUACACACACAAAAAGUGCACUGGCCCCUCAUUUGAUUAUAACACGCUAUCAAUAAAUUGUUUCAUUUGAGGGA
Messenger RNA from Megalobrama amblycephala (Wuchang bream), 4704 nucleotides. RefSeq names its product RNA binding motif protein 15 (gene rbm15). Gene Ontology annotation, cellular component: nucleus. NCBI's taxonomy places the organism in Eukaryota, Metazoa, Chordata, Actinopteri, Cypriniformes, Xenocyprididae. The transcript has a single exon. Gene Ontology annotation, biological process: regulation of alternative mRNA splicing, via spliceosome. Gene Ontology annotation, molecular function: mRNA binding. The record is from RefSeq and is a predicted model, not a curated record. Bases 147 to 2708 code for a protein of 853 amino acids.